GGCCGCCCGGCCGCCUCGGAGGUGCUGAGCCAGCACCUGCGCCAGCGCGGCCUGCCCCACUGGACCUCGUACUGCGUCAAGUACAGCGCGGUGCGCAACGACCAGUUCGGGCUGUCGCACUUCAACUGGCGCGUGGACGGCGCCAACUACCACGUCCUGCGCACCGGCUGCUUCCCCUUCGUCAAGUACCACUGCUCGCGAGCCGCGCCGCGCGACCUGGCGCUGCAGAACGCGGCCUUCAGCGCCCUCAAGCUCCUCAACGCCGGCAUCCCAACUUUACUAUAUGGAAUUGGCUCCUGGUUCUUUGCCAGUGUCACAGAGACUGUUCAUACAAGUUGUGGCCCAGUUACUAUUUAUUUCCUAAAUAAAGAAGAUGAAGGUGCAAUGUACUGAAAUCACACCCUCGAGUACCUGUCAUUUGGUGGAUUUCCAUGUUAUAGCUACUGCAAAUAUCUACUGCCUCCAAAUACAAAAAAGUGAAGACAAUUUUCAAUUUUUUCG
Molecule: messenger RNA, 501 nt
Organism: Tinamus guttatus (white-throated tinamou)
Lineage: Eukaryota; Metazoa; Chordata; Aves; Tinamiformes; Tinamidae
Gene: CUNH15orf61
Product: chromosome unknown C15orf61 homolog
Source: RefSeq, a predicted model, not a curated record